AUGCGAAUGACCCUCGUUGCGCGCCAACCAACCAGGUAGACCACUUUCACCCCAUUUUUCGAAGAAAUUUCCAUUCAAAAAUUUUGUUUUUCAUUUUAUGGUUGAUUUUAUUCAGAUCUCCAUUUUUUUUCUUUAUAUAUUUUUAAUAAAUAAAAAUAAAAUUUGGUCUCUAUGACAACCGGGUCAAAUUUUAUUCAAAUUUUUUUUCAGAAUAACCAUGACAAGUGUGAUUUUCAAUUAUGGAACUGUGGUUUUAAGUAUUAUUGCAUUUUUAUUAACUGCAAUCGCAUUGUGCACACCCUCUUGGCAGGUGAGAUAUUUUGAAAUUGAAAAUUUUUGAAAAGAAUCAAGUGAGAAAAUAUCAAGGUUAGUCUUUGUAAGGUAAUAAACGACUUUUUCUUUUAAUUGAGAGAAUCGAUUGGAAUUUUGGAUUUGGGAUUGUAAGAGGAAAACGUUUGAUAUAGAUUUUUGAACAAAAAUUUAAAAAAUUAGAAAAAAUUAGAAGGUCAAAAUUUGAUACAAAAUUCUUGAAAUAUUUUCAAGGAGAGUUUUCUAUUCCAAAAAAAUUCGAUGAAAAUUAUUCCACCAAAAUUCAUUUCCAAUUCACAUACAUUUUCUACAGGUUGUUUACGCUCGCGAAAUUCGACAAUGGGUUCAAAGCGGAUUAUGGUUAUCGUGUCAAACCAGGUUUGCUUAUUCUAAUUUUAAUUCUAAUUCAAAAAUCUGUUUUUCUAACAUUAAUUUUUUUCAGACCAAAUGGAAUGUACAGUUGUACAUAUUCCUUCUCCCACGAUGAUUUCAACACCUAUUUCAGUGAUGAAGUUUCCGGUUUUCGAACACCGGCAUUUUAUCGUAAGAAAAAUGUUUCCACUUGAAUACCCCCCACGAAGAUAAUAGUAGUACAUAUAUGAAUAUUUAUAGCCUGGCAACGGACACUAUUUCAUAUUUAUCUGAUCUCGCAAGGUUUUGCCCUCUUUUCUCUUAUCUGCUUUUGCGUAUCUGUAUCACAGCGUGACUCAAAAUUGCCGAGUAUUUUACGAGUCGUCUUUUUGAUAUUGGCCGGUAAGUUGGGUGUUUUUUUUGGAACAUCAUCAAAAAUUAUUAUUUUUUUGUAGCAUUAAUUGCGAUCGGAUGUUUGGUCACGUUUGCCGUUUUUUCAUACAUGGUCGAAUAUCGAUUUUUCCAUGUUUCAGUUAGUGGCAUCUAUGAGGUGAGGAAUUUUUUUAUAUGAAGAAACCAGUUUUUGAAAUGAAACAAUUCUGAAAGUUUCGGAAAUUGAAUUUGAAGAGGAAAAUUUUGACGCAGAAAAAAUAAUUAAUUUUUUUUCAAAUCUUGUAUAAAAAUCGAUUAAUUUCAAUUCUACAGUUCGUCUCCUGGUUAAAAAACCAUUGACAAAUUUGAAAAAAAAAUUGGAAACGCAGCUACAAAUUAUUGGACUUUCAAGCCAUUUUACACGAUGUUUCACUGUUUUUUUCGAGUACUAAAUUUUGAGAAGCUUCAAAAAAAAAUCCUUCAAGUAUUGAACUACUUAGAACAGGAUAUGAAAUGAGCACAGCUUAUUUUUUGCUCACACUCCAAAAUUUUUGAUUUUUGAAAAACUAAAUUAUUAAAAAUUGAUUGUCUAAAGCAUUUUUCAAUUAGAAAAAUCUCUAAAACUUCAAAUUUUUUUCCAGAAACAUCGAGGUUACUCAUAUUAUAUCGCCCUUGUAGCUGUUCUCUUCUACGUCGCUGCUAUAAUUCUUGGAACUCUUCAAUGUCUCCUUUCAGCCAGAGGAAAUUCAACAAUCUCUAGACAAAAUAUCAAUUCAUCACUUGUAAGUCUGAAAUUUCCCUACUCUAAAAAAGUUGCACUAACUUUUUUAGCAAAGCGAUUUCUUCGAAUAUCAAUAUCAUCCAAAUCGCCAAACAGAAGAAUCAUACGAGGAUCGUUUUGCCAUGCGAACUUUGCCACCGGUACCCAAAAAACAAACCAUGUUCUAA
Messenger RNA from Caenorhabditis angaria, 1980 nucleotides. Lineage: Eukaryota; Metazoa; Nematoda; Chromadorea; Rhabditida; Rhabditidae. The record is from the annotation of a GenBank genome assembly.